AGAGCCCUGCAACCAGGUAGUCAACUGCCUAGAGACAGCCCAGUAGGCUCACUUGUCUUCAGACAGGAGAGAAAGCAGGAUGUUCUCCUGUUGUUUUCGAGUUCGUGGAGGCUCAGACCUCAAGACUGAGAAAAGUAGAGGCCAAGGUGAAGGCCAUGGUGGUGCCCGGAGAAGCUGGGUUCACUCCUGCCUCCAGUGCCUCUGGCCAUUUGGUCAGAAAGAAAAAACCUUGAGUCAGGGCAGCCAGGACCAGGACCGCAUAGACCAGGUGGAGAAGGAGUCCUUGCUCUCUCCUCAGGUGGAGAAGGAGUCCUUGCUCUCCCCUCAGGUGGAGAAGGAGUCUGCACCAAAGGAGUCUGCCCCAAUUGUCCUGAAGAACACUGCCCCAGAGGAGAGGAAGGAGUCUUUCCCAAGCGACCUUGAAGAGUCUGGUCCAAAGGACACUAAGGAGUGUGGUCCAAAGGAGCCCAGUGUGUUUGCCCCAAAUGAGCCAAAGGAGUUCUGCAUCAACACGCUGGAUGUGCUGGUGGAUAACAUGUUGACUGCUGUGAAGGACGGAGACCGGAAUUCUCUCAUAGCCUACCUCUAUAUAUACCCGAUGUGUGCCACCAUCCAGCAGAUACUCGACCUGCUCUUCAGACGGUAUGCAUACUUCCGUCCUGGAUGUGAAGAAGAUGAAGAAAUAAAGAACAUCAUCUGUACCCUCCUGCACACAUGGAUGGACGAGUUCCCCGGAGAUUUUUCAAAUACCACAAACCUGUCUGCACUUAAGAAGGUGAAGACCUACCUGAUGUUGAACAUUCCGUACUCAGAUCUUCUUGUUCGUUUCCAUGAGAUCCAUAUGAGUUUGGAGGUAGAAGUGGACAGUGAUUCAGAGGACAGCGAAUGAGUAAGCCCAGAUCCUCAGAGCUGCAGGGAGAGCCGCACAUGGACAGAUCUAACCAGCAUCAAAGACAGCUACUCUUGAGCCUGACCCAUCUUGUGCACUGAGCGGGAGAGCAGAAAACCUACGAGAAAGAUCUGUGCCACGUGUGCAGAUGGAGCAGCAGUUGGGUCCCCACUCCUGCCAUUAGCCGUGGAUGCUCUGGCCACUCGACCUCUCAGCCUGUCAGCAGACACAGUGCAACUUUGUGGGGGGGGGAAUUAACUCUCCCAGGAACAGUCCGGCCCCCUUGCUCAUCUCAGUGUCCCUCAUCUCUCUGCUCUGCAGACAGCACCAGUCCUGUUGUUCCCCACAGAAUCACCCCUGGUUUCAGCCCAGCACCAUUCCCAGACCCCCAGCAAGCUACCCCUCCCAAGUCAUAGUUUUUCUUAUUGUUAUAGAUUUUUUCA
Myodes glareolus (Bank vole) is the source of this 1332-nucleotide messenger RNA. RefSeq lists its product as uncharacterized. NCBI's taxonomy places the organism in Eukaryota, Metazoa, Chordata, Mammalia, Rodentia, Cricetidae. The record is from RefSeq and is a predicted model, not a curated record.